UAAGAGAAAGUUCGAAGUUUUUUCUUCCACACUUCCACACUGGAUGUUCUGCAGUAAAAUUUUGCAAAGAAAUCGUUUAUUUCAUUGCUAAAAACCGCACAAUGGAUAGACAGGAUAGUGAUGACGAACACGAACGCCGUCAACGCGGUAGGGACAAAUUUCGUCGUGAAAGAAGCGAUUAUCAAGAAAGAAACGAUGGCAGACGAGACAAUAGCAGGUCCGGUGGUGUUAGCAAUAGACGAGAUGACUCGUGGCAAGAUAAUCGUCGAGGAAGACAACAGCAGUGGGACAAUAAUCCGAGAAGGAAUAGGGAUAACUAUGGUGGUGGUGGUGGGGGAAGACAUCAUGAAGGGGGUGGACCCCCAAUGAAACGACAACGACGAGAUUGGGAUAAUCAGGGAUAUAAUCAACAGCAAGGUGGUGAUUUUGGUGGAUAUAGCCAGUCAGGUGGUGGACAUUGGGGAACACCUAUGGAUAACCAGCAACCCUCAUUUAACAACCAACAACAGGCAGAAGCCAACACAGGUCCUGUCAUGAUGACAUUUAAACAUUUUCUCAACUCACAAUCUGAUGACAUUGAAGAGAUGGAAGCUGUCCGUAAAUAUCAAGAGUAUAAGUUAGAUUUUCGUAAAACACAGAUUGCAGAAUUUUUUACCAAUCACAAAGAUGAGGAAUGGUUUCGUAAUAAAUACCAUCCAGUUGAAGCUGAUCUCUAUAAGAAGAAAGUUAACAGUAGUGUUCGCAAACGUGCCUCAGUAUUUGUUGAUCUUCUUCAGUUGGGUUGGGUUGAUCGUUAUACAUUGACUGCUGAACAAGGAGAGGAAAUCACAAAACUUCUUGACGCAGCUGUCAUAAAGUUUGAAGGAGGAACAGACUUUGACCUUCAAGUGUUGGAUGAGAACUACAAAGAACGAGAAGAAGCAAGGCUUAAAGAAAAAAGUGCCAAAGAAAAACAGAUUGCUGUGAAGGACGGUCAGACUGUGGUCUCUCAAAAACCAACUACCACCCCCCCUUCUUCUUCAUCUACGCCUUUACCUGACACUGUGGCGCCUACCACAGACGGGGAGGUACGCCAGGAAAAUACAGAUGAUUUGAUCAAGGCAGAUGCGACCAAGAAUGAUGAUGUACAACCAGAAGAGGGCAAGACUCGUAAAAGAAAACGCCGAAACAGAGAUAAUUUUGAUGAUGAUGAAAACGAAGAAAGCGAAAGCGAAUCAGAUACGGAGACAGAUCCCGUUGGAACAAACAAGGAUUCCAACAAUCUAGACAAUGUCGAAAAAGUCCCUGAAGGAACUGAGAAACCAUCUACUGCUGAAGUGAGUACAGAGGAGGUUGCAGAUAAGACAGAAGAGAAUUCUGUUGCAGCAACAAAUGAUGAAACGCGGAAUGAAGAGGGAAAUUUAAAAUCUGAGGAAAAUUGCAUGGAAGAAACGAAGGCUUCUCAUCUUGAAGAAAAAGUUGAUAAGACAGAAACAUGUGAGGGAAACGAGGAAAAAAAAGAUGAACAGGAUGGUGAUGGUGAAAGUGAUAACGGCGAAUCUAAAGAAGAACAUGAAAUUACCACACCACGUGCUCUUCAUUUGACCGUGUCUCUGUUUGUACGAAAUGUAUCACCCAAGAUUUUCCAUAAUGACAUCGAUUCGGCUUGUGCCCGAUAUGAUGGCUACAUGAGAGUUGUCUUGUCUGAUCCUGCGCCAGAUAAGAAAUUCUUUCGUCGCGGCUGGAUCACGUUUAAACCCAAUGUGAACAUCAAAGAUAUAUGCUGGUCCUUGAAUAAUAUUAAGGUAAAAGACGUUGAACUUCAUGCGUUGGUGAACAGAGAGCUAGCAAAACGGGUGCGAACUGUUUCUGGAUCUGCUGUCCUAAAGGGCUGGGUUGAAAGUGAUAUUACCAUGGCAACGAGGUUGAUUUUAGCCCUUGAUGAGAAAUACGAGGUAUGGAAACAGGAGGAGAAAGAAGAAAUCAAAGAAAUGGAGGUUGAGAAAACGGAUGAAAAAGGCGAGGAUAAACCUGAAACAACGAAAACUGAAGAGGUUUCAGGCGAAGUGCCUCAAGAAAAAAAAGAAGAGAAUACGGAAGAAAGUGAGAAAAAAUUGUCUAAAGUUGUUACUAAAAUCAACAUGCCUCAUAGCAAUCCUGUUCUGGAGUCGCUACCUUCAAAAAUCUCUGAGAAAGUGGCUGCUAUCUCUGAAAGUAUUACUGCUGGCAAGCAGGAUGAAACAGUUGUGUAUGAAACAUCAGAGGGUGAGAAAGUUCCCGGUCUUGAAGGCUCACAACAUCCUCCACCUGAGAUUGACGAGAGCCUGGUGAAGCUCCUUGAUAGACUCGUGUUGUACCUGAGGAUUGUGCAUUCUAUGGAUUACUACAGUGGAGCUGAGUAUCUGUAUGAGGAUGAUAUGCCAAAUAGGUGUGGCAUUAUUCACAUUCGAAGUCCCUUGCCUGAUAAAGUUAACUAUGAAGAAGUCACCGAUUGGCACAAAAAUCUGCACCAGAAACUCGAACUGCACUUGCAAAAGAAAGAAAAGAUGCCAGAUUCCGAAGCUCUACUGUUGGGGAAGAAAGAUCAGGAAAAGGAAGUGGAGAAGUUUGUUGAAGCAAACACACAGGAGAUAGGUCAAGAUAAAUGGUUGUGUCCCCUAAGUGGAAAGAAGUUUCGUGGACCCGAGUUUGUUCGUAAACAUAUCUUUAAUAAACAUGGUGAAAAGGUCGACGAUGUCAAAACAGAGGUUAACUUCUUCAAUAAUUUUGUCUACGAUCCAAAGCGACCAUGUGAAGGUGAAGUAAAAUCUUCUUCAGUCAACACUCACGUGCAGCAAGGUUAUCACACUCCUCAACAACUUGGUAUGCACAACAACCAAGGGGGUUGGGGUCGCGGUGGAAACAUGCACUAUGGUAAUCGAGGUGGCUAUAAUAAUUAUGGUAAUAACUUUAAUAAUUACAAUCGUGGAGGAUUUCAAAGACCACGAAGGGGGAGUUUUGGUGGAGGACCAAGGCAUGACUCUCGACCAAUCUUGCAAUAUCGUGAUCUUGACGCUCCUGGUGAUGAUAACGAUUUCUUUUAAACGACUGAAAUUGUUCUUUUUACAUCACCAAAAUGUAGAAGUUUCCAAAGUGUACAUUUGUUUUAAAUUAUUUUCCGUAUAAACUACCGUAAUUGUUUUAACAAUAAUAAAUACGCUCUCUUUUUUGCUCCGUUGAA
Xenia sp. Carnegie-2017 is the source of this 3199-nucleotide messenger RNA. RefSeq names its product serrate RNA effector molecule homolog B-like. Gene Ontology annotation, cellular component: nuclear body. NCBI's taxonomy places the organism in Eukaryota, Metazoa, Cnidaria, Anthozoa, Malacalcyonacea, Xeniidae. The coding region runs from base 102 to 3062 and encodes 986 amino acids. The record is from RefSeq and is a predicted model, not a curated record. Gene Ontology annotation, biological process: mRNA processing; primary miRNA processing. The transcript is spliced from 17 exons.